Pelobates cultripes (western spadefoot toad) is the source of this 33518-nucleotide messenger RNA. Lineage: Eukaryota; Metazoa; Chordata; Amphibia; Anura; Pelobatidae. The record is from the annotation of a GenBank genome assembly.
GGGCGGGGCUAGCAGGUUAGGUGGUUCGGCAGCCGCUGUGCUGUGGCAGUGAGUGGCCGGUGCGGGCGGCGAUGUGACGGGAAAGUUGUGGCACUCUCCAGCGCGGGCACUGCCAGGCGGACUUCGCCACACAGGGAGGGCGUGGAGACAGAGACAGACACCCACCGCACCCCCCGCGGCAUCGCCUCGGCCGCAGCCAGCCAGCCAGCCAGCGGCUCCCCAAUGCCAGCCAUGAUAGAGAAAGGGGCUGAGGUGUCGGGCAAACGGCGGGGCAGGAACACCGCGACCAACACCAAAACUCUGACACCGAUCGGCAACGGUAACAACGCGUGGGAGGAGGGGGGGAGCAGCAGCUCCUCCAGCGAAGAGGAACACGGUAAGUGAGCCUCGGGGGAGGGUAGCCUCGAACUCCCCCCCUCCUCCUCCUCCUCCCCCCCCAACUCUGUAAUUAUUAUUAUCAUUGUUAUUAUCAUUGGCAGUGUGUAAUAACCCUCUACAUUGCUCUCUGUCCUCAGGUGGUGGUGGCAUGCGAGUGGGGCUCCAGUACCAGGCGGUGGUGCCAGAAUAUGACCAGGGUAAGAGAUCCAGCACUAUUGUGUGGGGAGGGUGGUAGCCUCGAACUCAACAACACUUGCCACUUUCUUAUGGUGGCAUCAACUAACUACUAGGUCAUUUAAAAAUAUAUAUAUAUAUAUGUUAGGAGAAUUUAAUGAAUUUUUUUUAAAAUACCUUUUUUCUUUUUUGUUUUGUUUGAAGUAUUGAUUAAAAAAUAAUUUUUAUUUUUUUUUAUAGAGAGAGAGAGAGAAAUCAACUUUUUUCUAUUUUUUUUUUUUUUUUGGUGGUGGUUGCACCUACUGUUCAGAUAGAGAACAGCAGGCUGGAAAACGUGUUCAGUAAACGUGCCACCAGACUUGUGCAAAAGAAAAAAAAGAAAAAGGUUUUUCAUGUAGAAUUAUGCUUUUUAAAAAUUAUUUUUUUUUUUUAAAGAUUUGUUUUAUUUAAAUUCUGAUUUAGUUACUUGAAUUUGCCCAUGAUUGAGGUAAUUAUGGUAAAUGUGUAGUGUGUGUGUAUAUAUAGAUGUCAUUUUGGUUUAUUUUAUAUGCCAUGUAUAUUUCUUUUCUAUACAUAUGUAGCAUUGGAGUUUUAAUAGAUGGGGGAGAGGUUGUUAUUUAUAACAUUUAUUUGGGGUGCCACUGCCUAGAGAUUGUAGUGCACUGUGGCCAUGUGUGAAUGUCGGUUGUUGCCUUUUCUAGUUUUUUUGGAGUAUGUGGGAAUGCCAUUGCUCAAAGGUGUAUGAUACAGUCUGUAAAGGCAGAACGUGCAGACUUUUAAAUACAAGCCCCCACCCCCUGCUGAUUGCAUUUGCAUUGAUGGCAAUGUUAACUAUUUGAUUGCUAUGUUAAAGAGCCAAUCUGUGUUUACAGUAUAUAGCAAUUAUACAAAAAGAUAUCUUCUGGAAGAACGAAAUAUGGACUGUAUAUUCUUUCAUUUUCCACUUGGUGCAAAAUUAACACAUUACUAUGUCACUUAAUUCAUAAGUUGAAAUGCAUUUGCUAAAUGAAACCAAUCACUUUAUGCUCAUGGCUAUUGUGUUAAUAGUACUGCUUUUUGCCUGCUUUGUUUAGGUAAGCUGUGAAAAUCACUCCCUCCUAGACACUUAGUAUCUGUUGAUUAUUAUUUUUUUUGCAAAAUCAAAAGGGACAGUGGGGUAUAAAUCAAUGAAAUGGAAUUUUUAGUUUCUUUAUUUACAAAUUUUAUAACUUGUUAAGUUGUGUAUUUUGUUAAUGCUUCAUUUUAGUAAACUUUUUACUGGUACUUUCCCACCUGCUGUUUCAAUGGCUUUGUGUAUGUCUAAGCUAGCUCCCCCACCCCCCCUGGGACAUUAACCCCUUCACUGCUGCUAUUUAUUUGUAAGGGGGGGGGGGGGGAAAUACCAUAACUAAUGUAUACAUUUAUUAUUUGUCUGUAUGGGGGUGGUGAAGGCCAAAAAUAUAUACCCUAUAUUAUUCAAAUACAAGCAGGAUCAAAGUAAACUGUAGAAUAUGGAUAACUUUUGGUGGGUAUGCUGAACUUAUUAGUUAUUGACCCGUUUUAGAACAGAGACGCCACUAUCUUGUUGCAUGUAUCUCGUUGUGUGUACCUUAAUAGCUAUCGGGGUUUUUUACUAAAGUAAGAAUUCAAAGUAAGUCUUAAAUUUAAACAAAAACUAUAGCGUUGGGUAUGCAAACCUGUGCCUAUGUCUCUAGUUGUAUUCCUGUGCCACCUACUUUUUUUCUAAAAAAAAAAAAAAAAAAGUGAGAGAAUCAAUUUCUAGUGGCGGUCUUCCCAAUAGCCACGAGAAUCCUAUCCGCAGCAGUGUCUGAGUAAAACCUUAUGCACAUGUGCCACAAGAACAUCCCAGCUUCCCAGUCGGAAAGUGUUCAUUGUGUUUUUACGAACUUCCCGUGCCCAAGAUUUACUCUGACACUGCUGCGGAUAUUCUUCUAGUGGCUAUUGGGAAGACCGCCACUAGAGAUUUAUUUUCUUAAAAUAAAUAAAACUGCAAUGUUUUACAUUGCAUGGUAAAAUGGUCUGGGGGAGUUGUUGGAGUGGAGAACCCCAUAUUAUGGUCCUACUCUUGUUGGUUCUAUGAGUGUCUUGGCCACAAUGUGAAUCUUUGAGAUUACGAGGCAGUUGUCUGAUGCUAUAGAAAUUACAUAGAGCCAUGUUGUUAAAGGCUUCUGUUCCUUGGAUGCAUAGCCACCAUAUUAAAAAUGGAGGCCUUGUCUGUGUAAAUAUUUUUUUUAGUGUGUGUGUGUGUGUGUGUGUGUGUGUAUAUGUAUAUAUAUAUAUAUAUGUAUAUGUAUAUAUAUAUAUGUAUAUAUGUGUGUGUAUAUAUAUAUAUAUAUGGUGUAGCUUGUCCUAUGGGUAAUUAUAUUAGUAAAUAUUGCAAAAUAUUUAGGUAACAGCUUGACAUAGCACAGCAGCCAAAGAGAAAAGGCUAAGUAUUUUGUAUAAAACUCAGUGAAUUUAUUUCUUCCUUGCUUUCUGUGUAUGGCUCUGUUCUUCUAGUGUUUAAAAUAUUUGAGAGUUGUGUAGCUUGCUCGCGUUGUAUCCAUUUCACAGCAGUUUCCUCUUGCACCCUUUAAGGCCUUCAAUCCAUUUUGAGUUUUCAGUCUCAAUCAGUUGUGACUAUUGAUUUGUAUAUGGUUGAAUUUGUUCUAGGAUUAAACCAUAGUGCUGUAUUGUGAGUGAUCCAUAUGUUCGUCUUGUACCUUGAUACCCUCCAUUACAAAUGCAGUGGACCAGUAGGAGGAAAGAACCGUAUACAGUUUGCUGCACAGAUCCUUUUGCACUCUUAUAGUGCAUUAGGUGUAGUUGUGCUGUGGCCUUUUGAGUGUCAAAGAACUGUGUCAAAGCUUGGAAUUUCUAGUUAUACCACAGAUCCCGUUGUAAAUGUUAGUUCCCAGAUCUUGCCUUUUUUCCCUCAGUAGGUUGCAUGGUUAACAUUUGUGUGCAUAUAUUAACACUCCCACAGAUUUUAUAGUUACUUCCCUCUCAGGAACAUGAAAGGUGUUAUUACUACUAAAUGACAUUUCUCCAUCUUUCAGGCAAAACUUUCUUUUUUUUCUGCUAAUUGACUUUUGGGCAAGGUAGUUGAGCUGGGCAGUGAGCUAUGCAUGGCAAAAUCCAGUCACAUACCUUGUGGAAAAAACAUACCUCUAGAACCCAGUUAUGACCCCUAAAUAUCCUAGUGAUUGCUCCUUUCUGUUAACACAAGAUUACAUGUAAUAAUUGCAUUACUUUGUACUGCAUAGUUUCAGUACUUUAGUACAUCUCCUGGCUUACUAUGGUGGGGAGGGGGGUCAUCAUCUCUACUCCUCUUAAAAGCACCAUACCUGGUUUUUAAUAUCUGAAACCAUCCCAUAGAGCACUUUUGUGAUGUCUGACCUUUGCACACAUCAUCAGGAUUCAUGAUCACAUCAUAUACUUAUGCAUUUUGUGUGUAAUAAAAAAUGGUUUUACUAGGAAGAGUGAGUCCAAGCUACUUUUAGAUGCCUCACCACUAAUGCACCAUAGAACACAGCAAGGAAUUGCGUGGACAGCCGCAUAGGGUCCUCCACGUAAAAUGGUACAUACUGCAGUUGUGGUGUACACUUACUACUGCUGGAAGCAGUGGUAGUUCUAUGCUGUGAUUGGCAGCGGCUGCAGCGCUAGUCAUUUACUGUACUCCAUGCUUUAUGGAAGUCAAUCACAGCAAUGGCCUGCUUUAGCCGUCACCGAAGACAUUGUGAUUACUGUGAGGGCCAAUCUUCUGAGCAGAUCAUGAAAACGGUUACUUAGGGUUAGUUAAAAUUUGUUAGGGUUAUAAAUAAUGUUAACGCUUAACAUUGGUCGGUGUGUGCUGACACAGUGUCCUUAUACCAAAUAGUGUCUCAGGAAUAAAAAGGAAUGUAACAGUUCUGGUAGGUUUCUGAUUUGAUACUAUUUCCCCGAAACAUGGUUAAGGUAUCUAUGUGGGGUGUUGCUGUACUUGGGAUAUGUAGCAGAAUGCAAAUCUGGGUCUUGGAAAUUUGUAGGAGCCACAAUGCUUGUAAAAUUUCAGUUACAGUUCAGUUUGUCACUAAUAUUAGCAGGAAAUGGCCAAGGGAAGAUACUCAAACUGCCUCAUUGAAUAGGGCAAGUUGUCUUCUAUUACAUAUGGUGUACCAUAAUAGUGGUAAAGUACAGAUGGGGGCUGCUAUUUUGCCUUAAGUGAUAUGGGCCCAGUACAUCAGUGCAAGUGUAAUUUGACUCUGUAAGUUCAAACUUUGGCAAAGAUUUGAAUAGAGGAGCUAACGCUGUGCUCAAGGGAAGUAGCAGAGUACAAAUCUGGGGUCUUUACAUUAGUGGGACAUAAACGGUUCUGUAAAAUUCAUCCAGGAAAAUUAAACAUGUAAGUGAAAAACAGAAACAUUUUUUAAAACUAGCAGAUUUAAUGGUUAAAUAAAAAGGGUAUUUUAGUUGGGGAAACCAGGGGCCUGAUUUCUAUAAAUAUGUUUUUGUGUAUUGAUUUUGGAUCCUGUUAAUGCUAAUAAAGAUCUAGUAGGAGAACAAGUUGUACCUAGGUCACUUUUUCUGAAUGAGGUAUAGUGGCCCUGUCCUUUUAACCCUGAAAUGUAAAACAUUGCCAUUUUGGAGAUCUGUGUUUUAUUGCAGGGCUAAACACUAAUGGCUGUCUUCCUGAAACAUAGCUGGAUUGGAGAAAUGUUCUAGUUGUGAAAUUAAUUUCUGAUAAUUCCCAUGUUGAUGUAUAAAACACUUUCACUUUGAAUAUCCAUUCAAAGCACGUGAGAGAGGAAACCCUGCUUGCUGUUUCAUGGACAGGUGUGACUAAGUUAAUUUGUGAAAGUGCUGAUUUUUCUAGAUACCUGCUUCACCUCCCACAUUCUUCAAAUCAAUAAUUUAAUCUAAUAGCCACAUGCCCGUGUGAGAUAACUCAAACAGAUUAAUACGUGUGGCAUAGUGCUGGCUCUUGGAUGUAUGCUAGGCUAGUAUGCGUUUGUAUGCAAGUAUGAAUGCAAAGGAAAAUGAGGAAUUUCAUGAACUACGUUGUGGUAUGCGUGAAAAACUCACUAGAACCCCUCGUUUAAAUGGGAACAGGGCAGAGCUGCUUGACUAGGAUAAUUCUCACAGGACCAAACUUGCAGGAGACUUUGUAAACAACUUUGGUGUCAUGAUUAGACAAAGGACAGGGUCAGAUACUAUGCAGUAUACAUAUAGUCCAGAUAAUCUAAUCCGAUCUGAGGUUUGUGAAGGUGGCAGUCAAGAUAAGCAGACCUGGAUAAAUUAUUUUGGUCUUUGUAGCAAAAACAAAGAUAACCCAGAAAUAACCAGAUGUUGGCAGCAUUGAGCGUUUUUUGCCGGGUGAAAAAAAGGUGUUUGCUUUGAGACACCAGUCACAUAUGGGUCUCCUGUCAUGUCCGCUGCAGCCAUGCAGCUAUUUUUGCCACCACGUGUUUUAAUUGGUUUGCAUUUUAGGGAAUGCUCUACAUGUUGCAGUAUUAACUAGUUCCUUAGGGUUGUACGACCAACGUAGUUAAUUUAUUUUUAAAUCCCCCUUCUCAAAGCUCUUCUUCUUAUUUUCAUCAGUGUUAUUUUGGAGUAGUUGCAAUAGAGGCAUCAAGACUGUUUUCUACUUAGCUGUAUUUUGAUGCCAUCUUAUUGUAUAGAGUCUACUUUUGUUUUCAUUCCAUAUGUUUGCUUUAUAUUAUGGUAACCUCUGUAGUCGUGCAUUUAAAGGGUUGUUAGGCUGAUGAAGUAAUUGUCUCUGUUUGGCCAGAUGCACCUCCUUGUAUGGAAUGCAUUGAUAUACUGAUGGUUAUACUUUGGUAAAGCAUACUUCUAUUUCGAUUAUAUAUUUUUAUUUUUUUUGUAAUAACCUUAAAUAAUAAAUAUUCAUUUUAUGUAUGUUCAGUUGAAGCAGUAUAUUGUGUUCCAGGCCUAGUUGUACAAUUGAAUAUGUCAACAUGCUAGAGUGAUGAUUUAAGCAUCUGACCAAAAAAUAAAUGUUUCCUUUAGGAUCAUAAUAUUUUUACUUUCAUAACAUUUUAGCCCAUUAUUAUGUUGUUGCAUAGUGUUAGCAGAAACGUUUAGAAUCAUUGACUGCUAAAAUAUUAAAAACUUGCAGUCUUGUAAUGGCUUAUACAAUACAAUGGUAAAUAUAGAAAAAGCAAGGAAAAAAAAACUGAUACUUUGUCUAUAUUUAUUAUAAAUACUACUUACUAUGCACUGCAAAACACACAAUGUAAAAACAAGCAUUUCUGUGCAUGCUCUGGGGUAAUCCUGGAAGCUAGUGAAAUACUCUACGCUUUGUUACAGCAGUUGAUCCCGGAAGACCAAGUCGGCAUCGUUCCAGUACUAGACUUAAAAGGGAAAAUAUUCUUGCACUGGCUUACCAUAUGAUUGCUUUUUUUAUUUAUUUUUUUUUUUUUAUCACCCCAACAAAUACAUAUUUUGGCAUUAUUCUGGUAAACAUUUCCAUAGCUUAACAGAAUGCAGCAUCUACCUAGACUGUCAUAUCUUUUAUAAGACAGAGUGGAAGAAAUUGAAUUUUUAUUGUCCCUUCCAGGAAGCAAUUUACAACUUACCACAGCUCACAUCCUAACCCAGUCAAACAGUAAUAUUUUGUCAGUAUCCCAAUUUAAAAGAAUUGGGAGGUGCCUAACCCAGAGGUAGGUAAUUUUUUGAACUCCAGAUGUGGACUACAUCUCCUCUAAUGCAUUGCCAGCGUUUUGGCUGUAUGAGCAUUAUUGGAAAUGUAGUUUACAACAUCUGGUGUGCCGAAUGGUUUCUACCUCUGGCCCAACCCCUGAACUAUUUGAAAUCUCUGUAAUCUAGUAAGUACACCUCUUCCUAGGACGAUUCUGUCCAGAAUGCCAUCAGUGGGUUAUAGUUUUAUAUAUAUCAUGAACCCUGUAAAGUAGGAGACCGACAAACCACACAUGCCUCCUGAUUGGAGUAACCGUCUUGGAAUGGGAAUGGGUCGGUUCCAAGCUUCUUUAUCUUCAUUCUACAGUUGUUUUAUUUCUUUGCCUUGUGGAUCCAACUUAUUAAAGUAUUUGGUACUACUAGAAUUUAAUUCACAUAUGCCAUUUUAUAUGGUUGUAUAAUCAUUACAGCUGGAGAUAGGACAAGUUGUUGUUUUUUUUUUUCUCUGCAAUUAUACAUAAAUUUUUGUGAUCUCAAAUCCCAGAACUUUAAAUCUAGUAGUGAUAGCUAUACUCUGCGCUGCUUAUGUCUACAUAUUCACCUGACCUUCAUACUGGCCGAGCAUUAUGGGAAAUGCAGUUCAGACUUAAAGGGACAAUAUAUGCACCCAGACCACUUUAGCUCAUUGAAGUGGUCUGGGUACAAUGUCCCUAUUUCACUUUGUGUUGCAAUGUUUACAUUGCAACACUAAGUCUGCCUCCAGUGGCUGUCUACUAGAUGGCUACUGGAGGCAUUUCCUGGAUUCUAACGGACCUUUGGUCCGGUAACUAACGCUGGAUGUCCUCAGGCUCUGCAUUAAAUGCUUUCCUACUCAAAGUACCAUGACCACUUCAAUAAUUUGGUCCUGGUGCUUGAAAUCUAUGUGCAACUUUUCAUUAUGAAAUGCUGCAUAAUACAGCUGUAGCCCUUUUCUGCUGGUGGUGUAACACUACCCCAGGUAGCAACAUUAGGGCCAUCCAGGAGAAGGACCAGCACAUUAGGGGUUAGUCUGACCAAAAAUGUAUUAAAAUGUGUUUUGUGUUUGGUUGGAGUAACCCUUUAAGGAAAUGAAUGCACUGUAGGAGAGGAAAUUGAAUUUCUCUCAAGCCUGUGCUCACAAUGACCGUGUAAAGUCAAGUAGAAUCUGCUAUUUUAGGGAAACUUUUGUUGAAAUCUUGUCGAUCAUUGUGUGUUUGACAGGUGAGCAUGUUAAUCAUAGCUAAAGCAGUUUCUGGUUUUCGCAGAUUAGUGGACAGUUAUUUACAAAGUUUAUCAUGGUAGAAAGAUGUCGGUAGCAGAUGGUAAAGUUUUGAUUAAACCUGCAAUGUAUUUUGUAACUAGUAAAACACUGUGUGCUAGUGUCAGGAUAUUACAUUUUCCAGCAUUUUAACUACUAGAAAAACAAAUCUGCACAAAAUGAUAUGUCAGGUAAUAGAGAAGACUGUAGUUUAUAAAGCACACAAAUUGGAUUUCAGCUCCCGGUUAAUGGAAGUAUGUCUGGAAUAUGAAAAUGAAACUACUUUAUUGCUUUAGUUUGGAAGGUCUUUAUGAAUAUUAUUUUUAAUAUUUUUCUGUUAACAAUUCAGUAAACUUUAUUUUUAUUUUUUAUGUUUUCCCCUGUACUCUAACUGGAGAAGCUAUUCACUAGAUUUUAGCAGAGUGUAUUUUAAACCUUGUGUGGCAGGUUUCGUCCCAUAGUGGGUUUAAAGUUAACAAACAUUUGUUGAUGCUUUCGUAGAAGUAAACUUUUAAAAGGUAUUUACGGUUAAGCAAUAUACAAUAUAAACUAUGUGUAUAUUUUUGUGUUUGUUAUGAAUAGUUUAUGCAAAAUCUAUGAAUUUUUACAUUAGCUACAGUCUACAUAAACUAUAACGGCUGUGUUGUACUGGCUAAUUUCUCUUUGCAAGAAGCAAUUAGUUUGUUGGUGAUUUUGGCAGUAAUAUUCCUUCUUAAACAUGGAGGCACUGUCACAGGCAGUUAAAUCUCAUGUCUUAAUGUGUUAGUCUAAAACUUUACCAAGUGAGAUUCUAUAUUAUCCUUCCUUUCUUAUAACUUAUAACUGUAGCUCAUGUUAUAUGGGAAUAGAAUCUUCUAUUCUAUUUGAAAUUAACAGUAGAUUUUGUUUAUCCUGUACAACUCUAGAGAAUUAUGACCACGAUAUGUUUAUUUUUAAUUAUCAGAAUUUAUUUCAAUUUAAUACAAGCUAGCAAAUUACAAACUCGAUAACCCACCACCACCACCACACACACAAAAAAAAAAAUAUAGUUUGUUUUUGUACAUAGAUUUGAGUUUUACAUUUGAACAAAACUGAUAAAAACAAUACAUUUGACUUCAUUCUUUUUAUUUUGUAGGAAAGUUUUUGGAAAUCUCCAAUCUGUAUUUUUGUUUUGCAUAUUUAUUUAACUUGAGUAAACACCUAAACUCUUUUGUCGCUAUUUCAUUUACCAUGGGGAAUAUACGAUAGUUACUUAAUUUGCAGCAGCACAUUUGGCAGUUGGUUUGUGACAAGAUUAUGAAAAUGAGAAAAAUUAUUAAACUGAAUGUAAUAGUUAUACUAACACUAUAGGGCCUUAUAACCAAACAAUUCAACACAUGAUUACUGGCUGUGAUGUUAGCCAACAUGAGAAAAAAUACAAUAAUGCACAAUGACCUAAAAUAAGGUGGAAAACACAUCCAAUAAGAGCAAUAAACUCAAAGAUCAGAAAUCAUUCACAUCACAAUAAAGUUCAAGAUGCUUUAAUGAUAACCAUUGUGAAUUUUGAUACUUUCCCUGCUUUGAUGAUAACUGCUGUAUUUGCAUUUUGUUUGUUGCUUUGAUAAUAAGAGAUGCACUGUCUGUAGAUAAGUGAACAUAAAGUAGCAUUUUGUGACCUUUUGCAACAAAUGUGCAUCAUCCUUCUAAAUGGCUUUAGUAAUGCUAGGGCACUUACGCAAUCUAACUCAUUAAGCCCUGCACGGCUGGCUGUAGUUGUUAUGGUGCUUCGAGUGCUCCUUUAAUAUGAAAGAGUUAAGGAAUGGGUUGACAUAACCCAAGGCUGUAUUAUUGGUGGUUUAUAACCAAGUCACUACUUUCUGUUUGUAUGUUUACUAUUUAUCACAUUAGGUGAAGAGUGUUUGGAGGCUCUGUAAAGUAUUAUAUUUUGAAAGAUACUUUAGGCUAUGCAAUAAACGCAUAUCAAACAAAAGCUUAGAAUGAUUUUGGGACCAGGAAGAGCUAAAAUAAGUACCAGUUUCCUAUAGAGGAGGUGUUUUAUUGUUUUUUGGGAAGAAAAAGAGUGCUCGAUACAACACCAAUUCAAUAUUCCUGUAUUUAUAUAGGACCACGUUUCAUGUAUAUUGAUUGCACAGUACACUGUUUGACUUUUUAAGAAGAUUUACCUGCAGCUUCCUGACACUCUGUUUUGGUUAGAUCACUGUGUUAAACCCAGAGGAGACAUUAAAAAGAACACUCUUGCAUUAAUAAUCCGUUUGUCUAUGUAAUAAUUAUCUACAAGCAGGCCCUGAAUCUAUAAGGCACCAGGAACUCCAGCGUUAUACUCCCAUUACAUCCAGCAGUGGCACAGUCACCGCUCUUCCAAUGUGGAAUAAUCGGAAGGCUCUACUGUGUGCCACACAGAACCAAUAGUAUUCUCAUCAUAGAUAAGCAGUACAAUGCUUCACUAUGGGUGAAUUAUUUUUUUUUUUUUGUUAAUCAAGUUUUUUAUUGAGUAUCAGUGAAAACAGUACUGUUGGGCACGCAGGCCCGCAAUAAUAGGAUUUGAGUACAGUGUAUAGACCGUAGAGAUUCCUACAGGUAUAGCAUUCAAUAAGGAAAACAGUGUCAUGUUCAAUAACAGUUUACAGUUACAAUUUGCCACUUAUAACCAUUCGUAAAUUUCAGGUGCGUUUUCGUUCUCUAGAUGGAGUGACGGUGCUACGGCACGUGAGAGUUGUGUGAUGGCAGUGCCUUGUUGUCUAAGGCUAGGGUUGUGUGAACAGUGUGUUGUAUGUGGUGUUCACAGGUUCGUGUACCCACCUAUGGGAGGGGUCUGUUAUUUUCUUGUUUACUGCAUAAGCGCGUCAGGGUGCGUGAUGUCACAGUAGUAGCCAGUGUAAGAGAGUUACACAUGGAAGUGAUGUGUAUAUGUAGUACAAAGCACCAAAGUAUGGGGAUAACAUGUCUUGGUUUCGCGGGCUCGUGAUGGAACCCGGGUGUAUGAUCACAGCGUAUGAGUAGUAUACAUCCCUGUAAAGUCCGUAAGCAGGAAUAAUUAAUUACUUUGUCAGGGUCAGUUUGCUGUCAGUGUUAUGUGUCAGUAGGGACCGUGGUCUUCAGGAGAAGGGCGGUGAUGUCACGCCCUCACUAUGGGUGAAUUUAACUGCAUUUGCUGUUGUCAGGAUGACAGGAGCAAAGGCGUUAAGUGCCUCUAGUUGCUGCCUGACAGUCACUAAAGGCUCACUGACAAACACAUAUAAACAUUUGUUACUUACAUUUGUUAGAACUACCACACAUUAAUGCUGUAUCUGUGCUAUGACUCUUAGAAUGUUCCUUUUUAGGGGAAAUUCUGAGUUCUGGUGGUUAUGGUGCUUAGUAUUUGGGUGUCACCUCCCCCUAGAUUUUUGUCAAAACAUUUUGGAGCAGUCUGAUUACAAAAAUAAAUAAAUGGGGUUUUCCCCAGCACCUAAAGCUAAGCCACUUACCUGCAUCUUGUGUAAUGUAGAAAACUUUCAAGUUCACUUUCAUACUUAGGCUGGCGUGUGUGCGUACAAGAGAAAUGGCGCAGAAAGGACUUGCAGUUAUACAAAUUAAAUCAGCUAAUAGAUUUCUCAAAGUUUCAGUGAUCACUGAUUUUCACCAGAUCAAUGCAGAGAUUUAAAUAUUUUUUUUGUUUCCCAUUUCAAAAUUAACAGCCAUUAUGAAUAUACCACAUUUGUUAAGCGGAUUAGUAGCUGUGCAACAAAUCUUUAAAACUUGUCUCCCUUUCCUUGACUACCAUUUUCAGGAAUAGGUGUAACUUCAUAUCUGUAGGCCAUCUCUGAUGGGACUGAAAGAUAAAAUGACUUUAGUCUUAAUAAAAUGAGUCAUCAUUUUGCAGUACUUUAAGGAAGCUGCCAUUGUUCUUUGUCUCAAUUUGAAACAAACAUCUGAAUUUACAUAAUGAGUUUUUAAUUUUAUUAAGAAGAUUGGGCUCAGCAAAACAUAAUCCAUUCAUUGUGCUGAAGAGAGUCAAAAAGUAUAAAAAGUAUAACUUUACUGCAGUUACCUCCUGAUGUAUGGCCAUUUGAAAUGGAGUUCAGAGGCUUGCUGCAUCCUAUAUGAUGUCUUGUGCAAAUUUACUAACAUACCAUAUUUAUUAUUAUAGUACAGGGGUGUCCAACAAAAAUAAAAGUAGUAGAACUAAAACUCCCUUGAUGCAUUGCAUACCUUUUGAAAUACGUUUAGAAUGACAAAACAACAUGGAAGCUGUAAUUUUAAAACAUCUGGGGAUAUACCUUUGGGGCACCCCUGAUAUACUCUAUCCAGCUACUGCAAGCGAUUCCCCCUCUUCUCAGACUGAAAGUCUGUGUCUGAAAAUUGACAAGUCAGAGAUUUCUCAUUGAUAAGUCUCUCUGGUCCAGCAACUUUUUAUUCCCACUUUUCAAUGAGUUGUAUUGCAGCUCAUUGAGUAUUAGCAGGCCAAGUGCUGUUUCUGUUAGCGCACUGCAGCUAAAUGAAUAGUAAGAAACAUUCCUCCCCCCCACACACACAACUGUCUUUUAAAGAGGUAUUCAAACCAUAAUUCAUGAAAGUACAGUUUUUUGUUUUUUUAAAUCAGCACUUUUAUAAAUUGGUAAAAAUGGCACACUUACACCACCCCCAUACAACUGCACCGCAUGCGCAAAUUGCCCACGGAUUUAUGCUGCAGGAACUGUGGCCUAAGAGGAACUUACAUCCACAUGUGGUGGGAGUGCCCCACCAUACAAAAGUUCUGGGGGGAGGUUAGAAGCUUACUGGCCCAGGUCUUCUGGAGGGCUACGGCCCUUGACCCGUGGACAUUUCUCUUAGGCAGACCGAUAGAUAACUGGCCCAAACACGACCUAAAACUACUCAAUAAAAUUACACUGGCAACCAGGCGGGCCAUAGCACAAUACUGGCUCAAGAUGCAGCCUCGGAUGCAGCUAUUUGGAGCAGUUCUUGUCAAUUCAGCUCAUGUCUGGUUAUUUGGAGCAAUAAUUCUUUUUUUUUUCUUCAGUUAUUGUUAAAUAAAAUCAUUACUGUCAUUGAGACCAGUAUGAAUCAUUUUCCUAUAUAGGGAACAUUUAGAGCAGAAUACACAUUGGAUUGUAGUAAAGUUGAAAGUGAAUUGAAAAAUUAAGGCCAAUAUAGCAAAGAAAAUAAAAAUGAACUUUGGAACAAAUUAUCCGAUUUUAAACCAUUUUUAAUCAAAACCUUUUUUGUUUUUACAUUCAUAACAACUCACUGUUUAGGGCACAGACCUGAAGGUUUUCAUUGAAUUUGGAAGUUGACUGUGAGCAUGGUAAUAACCACAGCACGAUAUUGCUUGGGAUCUAACAGAGUCUCUCUUUUAUAUAUUUGUAUUGUUGAUAACGAUUAUGGGAGGGGAAAGGAGGAAAGAUUUUAUUCUCUUUCCUUAAAGAGAUUCUAUAGUGCCCCCUCUCGCGGGGCUGAAGGGGAUAAAACCCCUUCAGUCACUGACCUGAAUCCAGCGCCAAUAUCCCUCAGCGCUGGUUUAGGCUCCUUCCUUUGCCAGCAGGGGAGACCUAAUGCGCAUGCGCAGCAAUGGCCACGCACGCAUUAUACCUCCCCAUAGGAUAGCAUUAUUCAAGGCUUUCCUAUGGAGAAAAUCUGACGCUGGAGCUCAGUGAGGACGUCCAGCGUCCGAUAACGGACCAAAAGUCUGUUUAGAUUACAGAAGCCCUUUAGAUAGCCACAGAGGGCAGACUUAGAGCUGCAAUGUAAACAUCGCAGUUCUCUGGAAUUGCAAUGUUUUACAUUACAGCACUAGGUGCAAGAGAGUCACAGAACCCAGACCACUUCAGUUAGCUGAAGGGGUCUGAGUGCCUACAGUGUCCCUUUAAAUAAGCUCACAUGUGAUGAUCGGGCAAUAAUUAUUUCCUUUAUUUUUGUGUACAGUUAUUCCUGAGAACCCACUGACCUAUGCUUUUAUUUUCUCUGAUGUAAUGCUCAUUCUCCCAACUAGUAGUUUAAUUGGUGGCCCGAGGGUGCUUGGAAAGGCAGUUUUUAUUUACCAGAAUCAGUCCCUCGCAGUGACGGCAAUCUUCUUCUAUGAAGUCCUUUUUAACUCCCGGUGCUUCAUAUGUCAGGUGUCAACAUCAGCACCUGCGCACAGGGGCAACACAGUCUUCGGAGGAUCCCACAAGAUCUUCCAUAUACAGAGCCUUUUCUCUCUCAGCAAUCACAAUUGAUGUUUGUGGGUGAGACAGCAGUACCUCCUCCUUUUGUCAAGCAUAGGAAAAAUACAUAAUACAAAAGUCUUUACUUUGUCUUUGUAAUUCUUUUACUGGGUUUGAAUUUUAGUGAAAUUCCAACAAAGACUUUAUGAGCAUUUCAUAAAGAUUUUAUCUUUAUGAAAAGAUUAUUUGGGGGGGAAGGGAGGGGGGGUGGAGGGAUUGUUUUAAUGCUACUGAAAGGGCUAUUUCUAAGUAUUCAACAGGAAAAUCUGAUACGAGUGGUAGAAAAAGGUUGUGAAACACUGGUUUACUCUGAAUGCUAUUUUACAGAGACAGAUGUCUCCAAGAUCUAUUGAGUUAUUACCGUGCUGAGACUGACUUGCUAGAAAGGAGGAGUUUUUGUUCCUACACACAUUGUGGGUGAGCUGUCUGGGAAUUAUUCGCCUACAUUGUGAUCCAGACGGCAGUAACCAGCCCCUGCAUGAUGCCUCUGUUGAGCAAGGGGGGCAGGGAGAACACUGGGGUUGGAACGUUGUGUACUUUUUCCUGAGUACUUCUUUUACCUAUGUGAGCUAAUGCAUUGGGCUGCUUAUUCUAUACAAAUGCUGAAUUUAGGUCACACAUUGUGUUUUCUCUUAUGUUGCAAGCUCCCCUUUAAAUGUUCAAAUAACUUUUGGUUUAGGAUGAUACUUACUGCUGCCAAUUAAAGAGACAUGGGUUUUUUUUGUGGCUUUUCACACGUCUUUUCAUUAACUCCCUCAAUGCUGUCAGAAUCUUAAUAGUUUAUACAUAAAUCACAGUUACAGGAGCACUGCAUCUGAAAUAAAAAAAUAUAUAUAUGUAAGGUGAUAGAUCUUGAAAAUGCUUGCCAUUUUCUUGCCUUGUGUUGGAUAAUUAAAGCAAUAAUCAAUCUUUCCUCAAACCAUGGCAACAUUAACAAAUGGGUAGAUCCCCCCACUUAAGCAGAGCAGGAAAUAAAGUUAACUGUUCAACCCCAGUUUUUUUUCUGUCCAAAAUUAUGAGGCCUACAUUAGCAGGCCAAACUGGUAUUUGCUGUGUCUGCCUAUGGUAACCCGGUGAGCAUACAGAGUGUGCACCCUAAGAAAAUGUACAUCUGAACUUUACUUAAAUACUAAUAAAAAAAGGGGGGGGGGGAGGGAAUACACUUUUCUUAAAACAAAAUUUUGCUCUAUCAAUAAUUGGCCACAGAGACCUAAACAGGUGAAAGGGAGAACGAUUUGGCAUUGAAUAAGAUGUGCCUAGUAACUAGUGAUCAACCAACAUUUUUCUGGAGGUGUUGCAGAUUAUCUUUAGCUGAUUACCCAUGCCAAAAUUCAGUAUAUUAAAAUAUUUUAAAAAGCAACCCAAUUUCUACACAACUGGUAUUGACUGAACAUGCUAACCACAAUCACACUCCUAUCACUGUGGCAGCCAGUACAUAUUGGCUGCCCCAACUCCUCAAUCUUUAUGAAAGGCUCGACAGACUGCUGGCUUUUUAUUAAAAUUCCAAUGCUGUCAAAAGCUACAAGACAAAGUAGGAACUUGGGUAGAGGAUGCACUGUAAAUGUAGAAAAUAUAAUCUCCCAUUCCAGGAGCCACAUUUGACCUAAGCAUCCUUCCUUUUAAAAAUGCAUGUCUAUUUACCUGACAGUGAAUGCAUAAAGACACAAGCAAAAACAUAACCUGUGCCUUAUUAGAAUGAUUUUUAUGUUUUAUGCAGUCUCCCUCUACCCAUUCAAUAUGCAAUGCUUAUUUACACUGAAUAGACCAGCUUGUCCUAUUACACUGGAAUGUACUGAGAAUUUUUUUUUUUUUUUAAAUAAUGGGUACCAGUAAGUAAGUGUCCUUUGGAAUGACUCCUAACGAUAUAUCUCUGCCUUCUCUAAUUGUAAAGCCCUGCUUUAGAUGUUGGUGCUAUGUAAAUAAUAUAAUACGAGCAAUAAUUGUUUAAAUUACAUUAGGAUAGUCAUGCAGUUUUAUUUCAUAGCAGAUCUCAUUCUAGAUUUAAAUUGAAUCUUUGUUUUCUUUGUCCCUUGACAGAAGUUGCAAAAACCUGCCAGGAGCGUGAGAACCCUGGCAUGUUGGUAUGGUCACCCAACCAGAAUCUCUCAGAGGCCAAAUGUAAGUAUACCUUUUUUAUUUCUAUGCAUUACAUAGACUGACUGCAGCUUUAAAGCAAUGGAUGUAGCUGCAUUUAAUUUCCGGGAGAGCUUGUUACAAAGUUUAUUUAAAAACCUCUUUAGCACAGUUAUCAAACUGUGGGUGUUCUGGCCAUGCAAGUAUCUUUCUCUCCUCCAUGCUACAGCCUUGUCCACCACAACCAUCCUAAGAUUUAUAGGUGGUACAUAGUUAACUAGGUGUAGUAUAGGGAACUCACAUAACUAAUUUUUGCAAAGAGUCAAACCGUGCCUAAUAUGAAGUUUAAGCAAUGUAUUUACAUCAGUAUGCAUUCCAUAGACCCCAAUGAGACUAUAAUACUUCUCCAUUAGCUCAGGGCUGAUGGUAUAUCUUGGUAUUUACAGGAAUUUUAAAACUAAAAUAAUGAAUUCUAUUUUUCCAUGCAAAACAAAUUGGAAGCCCCUUCCAGAAAAUAAUGAAUUGUUAAAUUUAUUUACGAAGUUACUCUAACAGAGUAAAGACAUAUUUAAAUACGGUUAACUUCUAACCCAAGUGUGAAUUAAAACGAAACUCUGAAUUAAUAUAUACCAAUACCCACCAUGCUGGUAUGCAAUGUAAAGAAUAUCUUCAGUUGAGGAUAUAUCCAAGGCUGUGGGUAAGAUAGCUUGUAGUUGAUUUGGUUUGUGUAAAACUGCAUACUUUUUGACCAGUGUCUUCCAAGGUACUGCUUUGAGGAGAAGUGUACAUACCUGUAGAUCUAGAUUAGGUUACAUAAGCCCUCAACAAUUGUGCCUGUGUUAAUUGGAAUAUAAAAUCUGGUUUAUUUGUUGUGGGAUGUUUUUCCCCAUCUGUUUUAAAAAAGAAAAAAAAAAUACUGUCAUUAUGUAAUGCCAAUAUUAAACUGCCUAAGAGACCCAGUUAAAGCGUCAGACAGUUUGGCUACUUACUGUGGGAUCGUGCCAUGGAACUCCUGGCACCUUAACCGUAUGGUGUGCUGUGGUGGUUAUGGUGCUUAGACUGUCCAUUUAAGAGCUUGUAUUAUUUUGUUAGACUUUGGACUUGCAUGUAAUCCAAACCUUUUGUGUUUUAAAAUCCGUUCUAGUUCUGAGUACAGGGAUGUAAAAAAUAUACAAUGUAUGCAACCAACUGGAAACUAAUAGCUUAUAUUAUAAGACAAGAUAUACACACAAUGCAUUUGGUCAGAUUGAUAAACCAUUGCAAAUUUAUUUCACAAAGGUUGUUUUGUCGAUAGGCCUGUUUUUUAUCCACAUUUAAGGUCAGAACCAGGGAAUCGUUUGGUUUAGUACCAGUCUUUAUAUAGGAUCCUGUUGAAUGAUAUGACUAGUGUCCACUAGAUGGCAAUAAUGAUCUUUUGGAAUCAACUUGAUCUUUAGAUUUUUUUUAAAAUGUAUGUCCUUUUGAAACUUUCAGUGGAUGAAUAUAUUUCGGUUGCAAAGGAAAAACAUGGAUAUAACAUGGAACAGGUAAGAUGACCAUUUUAAUAUGAUUUUAAAUAACCUUUGUUAAAAGCUAAUAGUAAUUUUGUAGUAUUAAUUAGCAAGUUUUUCUUUUUUAAAUCUAUUAACAAUCUAGGCGACUGUACAAGUCAAGUGAAACUGUAUACUUCCUACGUUUCCUUUUAAUAACUAGCAGUGAACAUUUCCUUAGUCUUUUUGUGCUUUUACUCUAUAUAGAAUGUUUGUCCAUUUGACAUCAUCCUAGCUUUGUGCCAAAAUGACCGUUCAACAUGAAUUUGAUAAAGCUCAGAAUCCAUGGCUUUAAAAACCAUUUGUGUUCUCGCUUUAAGUUUUAUACACACGCACACCAACUUAAAAAAAAAAGGGGGGGGCUCUUUUUUUUUUAAAGUGAUUCUUCUCAUUCUGACUUGUAAAUUGAAGGAAAAUAAAAACUACCCCUACCUUUAGCCCACAUCUGGUGCUCUGUCCCUGAGUUUGUAAUUGUGCAUGUCUAUGAUUUUUGUACCUUCUAGUUAAUCCUACACUUUUUUUCUUUUACUGACCCGUGUUCUGUUUUUCGCAGGCACUUGGCAUGCUGUUCUGGCAUAAACACAAUAUUGAAAAAUCACUUGCAGAUUUGCCGAACUUUACACCGUUUCCAGAUGAAUGGACCGUUGAAGACAAGGUUUUAUUUGAGCAGGCAUUUAGCUUUCAUGGGAAAACCUUUCAUAGAAUUCAACAAAUGGUAAGUUAACAUAGUAUUGAUCCCCUAAAAUGCAACAACUCACUUAUUGCCAAUAUAGAGUGCUAGGUUACAUUGUUUACAAUGUCUGAUGUGUAUUUUAUGCUCACUCUAGAUGUUUAUGGACUAAAUGACUUUAAUCAAUCCUGUAGUGUUGGAGAAGAAUUUAUUAAUGUGAGAAUGCAAAGUGACUUUCAAAUUUUAAGGCACGAGUAGUGAAAGUGAAAACAGACUUUGAGAAUUGAUUCAGUUCAGCUAUUUUGCUUGUCAGUCUCUUUUUUUCUAUUUAGGUAAAUGCAUAACAUUACAGAAAGGAAAAAUUAAUGAGAAGCAUAUAUAUGAUAUGGUAAUACCUAUUUUUUUGCAUGAUAAAACCAGGCUAAAUAUACAUGUUUGUGCAUUGCUAAGAAUAAGAUUAAUUCUGGCUCGCUACGUGCGUCCAGAUCAUUAAACUGCCAUAUAGGCUCAUAUCUAGGUAAACCUUCUGGACACAUUAAAUAUGAGGAGUAGGUUAUAUAGAUCGUAAACUAUGAAUCCGCUAUUGCAAGUACAUUCUCAUGUCUGCCUAUUAAACAGCUGGCAUAUGGUAUAUAAACAGGCUAGGAUGAGAAUAAAUCAGGCAUAUUUAGCCUAAUCAGUGGGAGUCUAACCGUGUAAGCAUGAGUACAACUUGCCCACUUUGCCACUGAGGGAUAAUAAUAACAGUAGUGAACAAUUGAAUGCGUGUUAAGCAUAUAGCAGGAUGUUGCAAACUUGUGGUGUGUAUAAAUUGAUUGUGCAAAACAUAAAAAGGUAAUGAUGUGCCUACUGGCUUUGUCAGGAUGGGAGUCCAAUACCACAUGCUAAGAACUUUGAUGUGUUAGGUGACUUGCCCCGCACAGGCUAGCACCUAGUGGGUGUUGUGAGUCAAGUGUGUGCGUUACAGGCAGCGCUGCAUUGAAGCAGGGUGGUAGUUAUAGGGUUUUACGCCUCUCUUGUCUGUCGUGUAACGUAAGUGGCCUUAAGGCGGGGAGUGUCAUGUGUGGUGUAUAGUAGAAAAACCAUAAACAUUAAUAACAUUGGUGUCAAUUAAAUGGCUCUAAACAUAGCUGUGACAUUAUGGAUUCCUGCGUCAUGUGGGUCUUGGGGCCUCUCUGGGGUGGGGUGAAUGGAGUGACUCUGGUUGGGUCCCAAUUGUGCAGAGGCCUAGAAGUGGCAUUCGGCUGGGUCCGGGUUACAUAGUCCUGUGGUAGGUCUAAGUUCCCUAGUAGCUCUGUUGCUUCUUGCAGGUCCUGGAGACAUGGUGUCUCCGUGUGUCUCAAGGAGUGUGCAAGACAUGCGCCAGCGUUAUCAGAUUUCUUACUGUUGUAGAAGCGUGGUAAGAGGCUUAAGGGACCGCCGCCAGGCCCGUGUGCUGCUAGAUAGGUCAGCAUAAAACGCCAGGGACAUGUUUUCAAAUUGGUAGUGGGGUUUCCCCCCCUCAGUGCUCUCAGGACUGCCAUCUUAUCUGCUCCAUUUUGAAAGUGGAUUAUCAAGUCCCUUGGGACAGUGGAAAGUGCCUUGGCAAGUUUGGGGAUACGAAAAAGUCCUUCCAGGAGCGCGGCUUUGGCCUAACUUGGUGGCAGCAAGUCCCCCAGCAUUCUCCUCAUGAGUUGUGGCAGUUCUGCCUCGAGGACCUCUUCAGGGAUCCCUCGGAUUUUCAGAUUGUUCCGGCGGCUGUCUUCCUGUCCCGUGAAGCGGCGUUCGUGUGCUUGAUUCCGCCGCCUGUUCCAGGAACUCUAUUCGUUGGGAGACCUUGUGUACGGUUUCCUCGAGUGCUCCAAUGUGGCCUUGGACAAACCCCUGCGUAUUGUGGCUAUGUCUGCUUGUAGGUUGAUCUGCAGUUCCACCAGGAGCCACUUUAGGACAGAUGUAGUGACCGGAGAGGAGUCGGGUUCGGUGGUGGCCUCAAGAGUGCUGGUAGGUGUUCUUCAUCCCCUUCAAUGGACAGGUAGUCCAAGAUAUUGGAGCAGCCUCCCGAGAGUGCGCCCACUCAUGCCACCCUCCACAAGUCGCCGAUAUUCAUCCCCAGAUUGGAUCGAUCAGGUUUGUUUUUUCUACUUGCCUCCCAUGGUGUUUGGGUAUUCAGGUGAGGUCUCUGAGGGCCAGUCAGGAUGGAUAAAAGCCCCUGUAAAUGGUAUUUUCGUCGCUUAAUCCCCAGAAUUUGUGACUUGCGACUGUUUGAACUUGGGGGCGGAGCCUAACUGCCAAAGCAGCUAUUUUGACUUUACAUUUGAAAUUCACUUUGAAUUCUCAUUAAACUUUAUAGUCUUCAGUUUAGGAACUGGACAUUUGCCCUGUAUUGCCUUGCACUUGAUAGAAGAUGCCAUUCAUCUGAUACACUUUUUUAUAUUGUCUUACAGCUUCCCGAUAAGUCCAUUGCUAGUCUGGUGAAGUUUUACUAUUCCUGGAAAAAGACUAGGUCUAAAACCAGUGUGAUGGAUCGCCAUGCUCGCAAACAGAAGCGUGAACGUGAAGGAAGGUAAGCCAUUACUGUUCAUUAAGCUUGCAAAACUAUAUUCUAUAUAUUCUAAAUUCAUUGUUUUACCUUCCUGUAGCAAGCCAGACUGUUUGACACCUAUCUUACUGCGUGGAAGUAGCAUUUGUUUUGUUAAUCCUUCUAUGAAAAAAAGCUAGCCAUGGCUCAGGAGAACAUGUUCAUAGCAUAAAGGAUGUUUUGUGGUUUUUGUUUUUUUGGGGUGGGGAAACACUCCAAACAUCUAAUGCAGCAAUCUAAAAUUGUAGCCCCCAAGAUGUUGCAAAACUACAACUCUAACGGAUCUUUUGCCAUCUAUAGCAUUCAGAGAAUUCCUGGAGUUUUAGGAUAUCUCCAUCUUGGGGGCUAAGAUCCAUGCUCUAAAGCACUUAAGGUUACUCAAGUGAUUUAGAGGUUAACAUAGUGUCUCCUCUUUCACACUUUAUAAAAGUGCAUAUUGCAAGACAAAUGGCAUUUCACCCUAACAGCUGUAAGACGGUAAGGUGGGUGCUAUUCUGGAUAGCUUAGUGUCAUGGCCCUAAGCAGAAGACAAUGCUUCUAGGAGAGCAACAAUCUAGUUAAAAUUUUAAAUACUCAAGCAAUACAAAUAAAAAGGUUUUUAUUUCUGAUACAUAAGUGUUCCUUUAAAGGAAAACUCCCAAUCCAUAACAAUGUAAUCUCUGUUAAGUUUUUUUGGGCAGCGCUUAAUCCAGGGAGGUUUGCUAGCCAGUGAUAGGAUGAGUGGCACAAUCCCUCACCAACUGGAAGAACCAAUCAAAGUCAGUGGUUUCCAAACCAGUCCUUACGGUACGCCUAUGAGUCCAGGAUUUAGGGAUUACCCAGUUGUGUCCAAAGUGUUUUUAAAAAAAGGAAAAAAACAAAACAUCUUGACACAACUGGGUAAUCCCAAAUCCUGGACUGGUUUGGAAACUACCGCUCUAAGCAAUCUAACCACUAAAGCUGUAGUUGGGGAGUUGCUUAGUUUUCCUUGAAAUGACCACGUCACACACAUACACCACUUCAGCUUACUGAAGUGCUUUAUGUAUCUGGAGACUGUAAUAUUUGUGACCCUUUUUAAGAGUUGCAAUUUCAAUAGAAAUUGGCACUUUUAUAAUUAAGAGCAGAAACACCUCCCAGGUUGUUAGCCAGAGAGGUUUUCUUCAGCUUCCAUUUAGAAGCAUAGGAAAGCUGCGAUCAUGUGCGCACUUGCUGCUCGAGCACACAUGCUGAUUGGAGUAUUGCCUGCAGCCUUUGCAAGCCCAAACAGCAGGUCUGCAGCAUUUGCAAGCUGGUUUUAGAUGUAGUCCCACUAGAGGAAAAUUAUUUAAAAUAAUGCAAAAGUAAAUGCAUGUUUUCAUUGGGUAUACCGACUAAAUAUUGCUUGUAUUCCAAUAGAGUAUUCCUUUAAAUUUAGUUUUUGUGAUGGAAAUACAUUCUCUCCUUGUAAUUUUUAAAACUAUUUCUCCUUUCCCUAGUGGUGAUGAGAUAGAGGAAGCUAAUGGAACAAAUCCAGGAGCUGAAAUCGAGGUUGAACCACAGAAAGAACCCAAGAAAGAGGUAUGUUUCAAAUAGAAAGUUGCGUGUAACCAGUCAUUGUAGAGGUUAUUGUCAGACUUAUAGCAAAUGGUGUAAACCUUUUUCAUUCACCAUUGUACAUUGGAAAUGGUGGACAAACAGAGUAUUUAUGGUACUGGGAUUUAUUUUAUGCAAAACUAUAAAUUAUGGGAUAUUUUACAAAUCUGGAGGAUUGAUGUUGCUCUCUGAAAACCAUAGUUGUAGUUUUGCUGCCUGCAGUGUCCCUUUUAGAGUACUCAAGCCUCUUAACAUGCUCACUUUAAUAGGGGCAAAAUAUCUAGUUUGCAAUGACCCUACAGCUAGUUUUUGUCUUAUUUUACACACUAAACAUUGUUAUAUGGUCUCCAUAAACCUACCAACUAGUGAAAGUAGUUGUAGCAGAGUGUUUGAUUGUUAUUAAUUUUUUGUCACAGAUUCCCAAAAAUGACACGGUCCCUCAUGUAAAAAAAGAAAAACACCCAUCCCAAGCAAAGAACAGAGCCAAGCGAAAACCACCAAAGGGAAUGUUUCUCUCCCAAGAAGACGUUGAAGCUGUUUCUGCAAAUUCCAACGCUGCCACAACUGUAUUGAGACAGCUGGACAUGGAGCUAGUUUCAAUAAAGCGACAGGUAAAUACGCACCAACCAACAUGUUCUCUUGGAUAUUGACAAGAAUAUGGACUAAUUAAACUUAGCACUGUAGAGAGAUGUGUUUUCCUUUUUUAUCUACAACACGUACAUCAUACAUCAUUUGUGUGUCUUGAUCAUUUUUCAGUGUGUUUAGUAAAUGGGAAAUAUUGGUGCAAAUGCUUCUUAUAAAGCAACAUGCUACGUUUUUCAUGAUUUAUUUUUUUAAAUUCUUGGAGGAAUUGAGUACAUUAGUGCUUGGCGAUCCUAAGAAAUAUUUGCUGAAAUGCUCUCAGGCUUUCUACAUGUACACCUGUAUUAACGAAGUAUUCUCUUGCAGAUUCAAAAUAUCAAACAAACAAAUAGCGCUCUCAAGGAACAACUGCAGGGUGGAAUAGAUGAAUUCAGAAUUCCCGAGGUAGGCUUGAAAACAGUUUGUGUAAAUAUAGAUAGAUUUGGUGGCUGAUGCUACUAUAUGUGUAGAUGACUGACUGACUGGAUUAAGCAAUCUUCUUUGUUUUAAUAUUUAUUACAACUGAUAAAAAUCUAAGCUAAUUUUGCUAGUUUGAAUCUGUUCUCAUUGCAGAUAUUAUAUCAUGCCCAUCAUCCUUUACUGUUAUGUCUCCUGUCCUCUCUACAUGUCGGGUCAUUCACUAGACAAAGAAGUCCCAGUUUAGUAAAUAAUUCUGCGAAUGUUUUUAAUAAAACUAUACACUUGCAAAAUACUGUUCCGUGAGUUAAAUUACGUUGAAUUUAAACUGUUCUGGAUCCAUAUUAAUAAUGUCUAUUUUCUACCCUUUAGGUCAGCCAAAAGUUUAAUGCUAGAUGGACAACAGAGGAACAGCUUCUAGGAGUACAAGGUACAGAAAGGAGGGGUUGUUUAAUAAGUUUAAAGGAAAAAAUUAUAAAGCUUCAGCUCUGUGUCCCAGUGAAAGUAGGGGAGAUAUAUAUAUAUAUAUAUAUAUAUAUAUAUAUAUAUAUAUAUAUAUAUAUAUAUAUAUAUAUAUAUAUAUAUAUAUAUAUAUAUAUAUAUAAAUAAAUUAUAGGAGUAGCUUUUAUUAUUUUACUGAUGCAAUAACACUUGGGAGAAUGUGAGUGCAAGACAAAAAUACUACUAUAAUCUGAAGAUUUACAAACUUACUAAAAAGAAAAACAAGUUUAAAAAAAGUAUAAAACAAACUUCCAGUAAUGACCCUUUUCCUUCCUUUAAUUUCACAGCAAUACGCAAAUAUGGACGUGAUUUCCAAGCCAUCUCUGAUGUAAUUGGAAACAAGUCAGUGGUUCAGGUGAAAAAUUUCUUUGUCAACUAUCGACGUCGCUUCAACAUUGAUCAAGUUUUACAAGAAUGGGAGGCUGAACAUGGAAAAUUUGAGGAAAAUGGGGAUAGCACACAGAAAACUAUAAAAAUGUCCGACACUGCUCUUAAAACAUCUGACGAAGAGGAAGAGGUAAGCCUUAUAGAAAUGUAUUUUAUAUGGCGAGAUCCAGAACCAAAGUAUUCUGCACACACAAAUGUUACUGUUUGCCGUGUUAGGCAGACAACACAUUGCUUUUUAACCAAGGCAGAAUUUUUUUUACAAUCAGUGCUUACUGAAAUAGUCAAAACUAUGGGGAAGGGCGUGUUCUAAAAAGGAAUAUAGACCACUGUAUGAAUUCAGAUAACAAACACCAAGUAGUUGCAAUGAAUAAGUAAUAGAGCAAGCAAUAAAUGUUAAAAGAAAGACAACACAUUUAGACUGAUGCUGUCAAAUGGAUUAGCGAUAAGACUGGUAAAAUACAUUUUCAAUUUGUAAAUGAAGACUGACAGUGAUUUUAGUUAUACAUUUGUUUGAAAUAGAUUUACAUUCUUGGCAUAACCUUUGUUGCAGUCAUCAACUACAGUAGAAUUCUUAAAGGGACAGUUGAGGCACCAAAAUCACCUCAUCUUACUGUGAUCAUUUUGGUGCACAGUUUCUGCCUCUUGUCUUACAAUUCUAAAAAGUGCAUUAUCUGAGAAACUGCAAAAAAGGGCGCACACAUUUGACUUAAAAUAAAGACAUUUGAAAACCUUUUAGCAUUUUAAGCAAUCUAGUGCUUUGAACGUGACAUUUACUGUGAGGGGGGUGGUAUCCUACUAUUUGUAUAACCGGAAUUAAUUUGCUGGUGUACAUUUACAAUGCCAAACAAAGCAGGAACUGUUUUUUCCGUUUUUGUAACACUGGGUGAGCUAAUAAGUUUCUUUAAUCUGGUAAACUUUAAAGCAGACCUUUCAUGAUACAUUGUACUAGCAACAGUAAAUGUAUAUUUACUCCCCACCUGUCCAUUUUUAACACAAACAUCAAUGCUUUCAAAUGGGUGACAAGGCAGCACGACAACCCUUCUACAGCCGGUUCUCCUGCUCUGUCACGGCAACAACAGUAGAUGCAUUGUAGCACAUUUGCACAAUAUAAAUCAUAUAGCACGUUAGUGGAGUAUAGGAAUGGAGUGAUAGAUGUGCCUUCGUUAUGCAAUGCUGCUCUAGCUAUAUAGUCUGUCUGGCAUUGCAUGGGAAUUUGUAUCAGUGUGGUGAGAUUAGUUAAACCCCUGGAAUGCUGGCAUUAAUGUUCAAAAAGAUAAUUUUUAGGGGUGGUUAUUCAUUAAGCCUUUUUAUACCAAGUUAGUAUGAUUGCAUGGCUACGUGUAGUAAUUAUUUGGUAUGAGAUGAUUUAAAAAAAUAUUUCUGUGACAGACAAAAUUGCGUAUAGCAUAAGAAACACUACUGACCUAAUCAUUCUUCUCCUAAUAUCUACACUAUGUGCCUAACACUAUGAUGUUUUCUCCCCCCAGGCCUCUGUACUUGAUGUGAGAUACACGGCAGCCUCAUGAAGAAAGAAAAGAGGAAAGAAAAAAAAAACACAAACACACAAAAAAAACUUAAUGUUGACUACUUUAUUUGCCCAAGAAAUCAGGUAUUACCAAACCUCAGCCAAUCCAUCUGCAUCCUGUUUGUGGACAAGCAGCUAUUUACCAAAAAGGCAAAUACUUCUAGCCCUUUGUGAUAUCUGCCUUAAUCAUCUUUUACCUACACACUGCUUCCACUCUCAUUCAAGAGGCCAGAGACUGAUUAUCUCCAUCAGCGUUCUCAGACUUUGGAACACGAAGAGCUACACUCUGUAAAUACACAGAUAAGCAUAUGGCACCCUUUGCUUCUGAGAUUGAGCCGCUACCAAAAGAGAAUGGUUAAACCUUACCGAGGCUGUAUGCAUGAACUUUGUGACCUUUGCUUUGGAUGUUGUGUUAGCGCUAGCAGAAUAUAUUUAAAAAAUCCUGUAUUGGGGCAGAUUUUUUUUCCCAUCCCCAUUUUCUUCUUUUUAGAAAAAAAACGUGCAUACAUUAAAAAAAAAGUGACACUUACUUAAGAUGAGUGGUUAUAAAAGAGGAGAAAAAAAAACAACCUAAAUGAAUGUGCUUUUGGUUUGUAUUUUCUGUAAAGUAUAAAAAUAAUUUGAUAUUUCUGCUUUUCAGGAAUCUAGUUCUAGCAAAUGUACUCCCUUUAAUCUAUAUGACUCCCUACCUGCUUUGUUUAUCCAUCAUUUAAAAAUAAAUCCUUUUUAAAAUUCCGGUUGAGGCAGGGUAUUGAGUAAUCUGAUGGCUGCACAUUUUUCAUAGUUUACCUUGUUUUUUUGUUUUUAAUGUACAGUUUUUAAAAUAUGGAACUUUGUUUAAAGAGCUGCUCUGCUGGUUGGUCUUUUAAAUUGGAAUGUAUUGUCCUGUCUGUUUUAAAAACUAUUAUCAUUACACUCUAAUGUGCAAUUUUGGGGUAACUGCAUUUUAAUUUAAUUCUUUUUUUCAAAGAUUUGGUGAAAUUGUUUAAGAUUUUGAACCGAAUGCAUCAUGUCAUUUCAUAGAACAGUUUUGAAAAGGAUGUUUCUUCAACAUUAUAGGGACACUCCAGGCACCAAAACAACUUACUCUAAAUUAAGUUGUGAUGGUGCCAGGAGGCCCCUGGAGUUAUUCUUACCUCGAGGUGUUUAACCCCAAAGUUGCCUACAGCGGCGAUAUCCAGCUCUCUGCUAGUCAGUGACUCCCCAUUCCCUAAUCUGACUUGAAAAGAAACCUACCUUUCUCAAGCCAGUCUAGUGAAAGGGGAGUCAUCAAUUGGCCAAAUCAGUGACGCCCCUCACAGUGGUACCCUAGGCUUCCUGGAUCUAGAAAUUCAGAAGCCGGAUGCCGCCCAGGGGGAAUGAACAUCGCCACUGGAGAAAAUUUUAACCUCUUGAGGUAACUGUGCCUCCAGGGGCCCCCUAGCACAAGAACAACUUCAUUUAGAUGAAGUUGCAUUUGUGCCUGGAUUGUCCCAUUAAUUAUUUUAUUAAGGAGUGUGUGGUUGAGGAAUGAAAGGAAAAAAAGUCAGUUUGUGUGUGCUGGAUUGGUGAGCGUUGCAUUACAGCCACGUCUCGUCUGGACAUGUGAUCAGAUUUGUUACAAUAUGCAUGCUAAAUGCAGUGUCGUUUUAUGUGCCUUUCCCAUAUAACAAUGGUUAAAAUCCAAACUGGAAGAUUUUUUUCAAGGUGUGGGUUUUGUUUUUUGUAAACCUAUAAAGCAGAUUUGUCACAAUUGUGAUAAGUGAGUAUUUUUGAAUCCAGCCAAUAAAAGUAGCUAUUAAUUAUACAUGGUUCCUUUUUAUAUACACAUGUAAAAUUGAGUUUGCUUCCACUGUCAUUUCAUUUUCCCUCUGCAUUCAGUACACAUCUUACAGAUCUUAAAAUCUUACUGAGCAAAUUGCUGUUGACAAGUGUUAGAAACUUAAGGGUAAUGUAUAUAGAUCUGCGUGAUUUUGAUCAUUAAAUUGACACUCGAGGGUGGAUACUCCCUCAUAUUUGUCUGCAAUGGCUAGACAAUACACAAGCUAUAAGGAAACACCAUUGUAUGAAGAUUUGCAUUUGCUCAUGGGCUUAAACCUGCAUGUUCAUUCCCUAGCCCACCCCUAGCAAGGUUAUCAUGUGAAUUGGACACUGAAAGAUUAAAUAGGAGCUGUAGAUAGAUGCAAUGUGCACAGAGUUAACUUGCCACUUGUGGUAAUAGGUUCUUUAUGGCAGACUGCCUAUACAUGGUGUUGGAAUUUAACUGAAAUAGGACAGAAAUGGCAUAGCUGGCUUAUUAAUUUCUGGCAUCCUUACCUCUUCCCAUUAGCAGCAGCAAGCUAUGAACACUUGGGGGGGGGGGAGGAGGGUUUGCACAUACAUUAAAAUCGCACACAAGAGACAGCUCCUGGCAUGCUAAUAUUGCAGUGCUAAGGAUUGAGAACAGGUCUGUAAACCUCUGUAUGAAAGACUAGUAGGCUUUCAUACUCUGUGUACAAAGCACUUUAAAUAUAAACAUUAUUAAAUGGUACUUGUGCAAUAAAUUUGACUUGCUUUAGGAUUGUAGAUUAGUGUUGUACACACACAUCUCCCACUAAACUUAAAUCAAAAUAUAGCUGUGUGUUUAACACAGUAUUCAUAAUGUUAUUAAAGGGAUACUAUAAGUGUCCGAAAUACAAAGCUGCAUUCCUGGUACUAUAGCUCCCUUGUGCCACCCAGUCUGAUAAAAGAGUCAAAAUUCUUUACUUACCCCAGCACCAAGGGACAUCGGCCCGUGAUGAGCCGCCACUAAUGCACAUGCGCAGAAAACGCCACACAUGCAUCAGACCUCCCCAUAGGAAAGCAUUGAAUCAAUGCUCUCCUAUUGGGAGGAGGAUGGGGAAAUCUGACACUGGAUGUCCUUAAUAGAAAAAUUAAGCAAUAUUGAAAAAACUUACCAUGUUCUCACUGCAGGGUUUGGACAAUCCAGGGGACGGGGUUUAUUUUGUGUGUCCUGAGUUUCAAACUAAAACUUUGCACAUACAUAAUUCAAACACUAUGACUACUUCAAAUCUGUAAAGUGGUCAUUGUGCUUGGAAUAACCCUUCAAAUUUGAAAUUAUCAGUUUAGUGAAUGACAUUAUUAUUAUGCAUGCUGUAUUAACUAAUUAUGAUGUACAUUGUGGGAAAUGUUUGAAACGUUUUGUUGUACACACACAUUUUUUCUCUUCCUUGCACUAAGGCAGUUUAAAUGUAGGAGUUCCUAUAGAGUAGUUUUGGUAAAAGUUGUUCAUGCAAGAAUAAUUUAAGCUCUUAAGAGUAAAUCAUGGCUAGCAUGCAAAAAUGAUAAAGGAAAUUUUCAUUCCAACCUGACAAUUUUAAAGAGACACUACCCCAAACAUUAUCCCCAGUGCAUCCUUUAGCAGUAUAAAGGGGAGGGGGAGUCAGAACUAUGUAUCUAAAGUGGAAUGUUCACUGUCUGGGGUCCUUGUAUUAGGCCCCCUGAUGGUGGCUGAGGGGGCAGGCAAAGGUGAAUUUUACUUAUAUCAACCUCUCCUGCAGGGGCGCUACAAUCCUCUUGCUGUUGCCACUUUUCAGCAGCCAGUAGCAGAUGGCAGCCCUGUACUUACAUGUGCGAGAGUACAGCACUGAAGUCUAUGGAGUAUUCAGCGAGACCUACAGCUGUCACUCCGCCUAGUAUCAAGCUUUGUGAGGCAGUGAAAACAUACGCAGACAAAGUAGUCCCUAGUUUGUUUCCGUAAAUCUUUUGACGGAGUUGGUAUUUCAGUGACAAUCAAAAGAUAUACUGAGAGUUUUCUAAAGAUCAAUAUUGAUUAUCUCAUCCAAUGCUUUCCCAUUGGGAGGCUAUUGUGCAUGCAAGACAUGAAAACAAUAUAAAACUGGUAGCACAAUUCUAAAGAUCAGAUUUCACCCCCACCCCCCUUCCUAUUAGCAGUAGCAAACUAUGAGCUAUGAACACUUUUUAAAAAAAAAAGGGGCGGGGGGAGGAAUUCUUCCCCCGUCCCACUCCCUUCAUACACGUGUUUUUAUACCAUGCCUGAGCUUUUGGGCAUUUACUGGUAUCAUGACAACCACCCCACCAUAAAUAAUAACAGGCUUUUAUCUGCAAGAUAUGAUUAUUCAGGGGUAAGCAUUGUAUGUGGUUUUUGUCAAGUUAAAAAAGUAAACUUCUUAUUAAUGUACAGAAACCCACCUUAGAGUGUCUUUUCUGUAACCGGCAAUGUCUUGUGUGCUCCUGACCUAAAAGUAUAAAUUAGCAAAUAGGAGUAAGACGUUAAAAAGGUGAUUUAAUGACUUUAGUCUGUACUAGCCUAACUUUGCUGCGGCUUCCAUGCCCAUUGCCAAGAUUUGAUGCAAAUGUUUUGACAGUGGAUACUUAAGUGUAUUAAUGAAUAUAAAACAGCACUUAGCAAACAUUAAAAUAUCUUAACUUUACCAAGCACAAAUGUCCCUGUAUCACACAAAGUCCUAAAGGGAAACUAUAGCUCCCUACAGAAGGGGUUAAAAACCCCUUCUGCCACUUACCUCAGUCGGUGCUGGCUUGGGUCAGCCCGCAGGGGAGUCCCAAUGCGCAUGCGUGGCAAUGGCCGUUCUCGCAUUAGGAUUUUCCCAUAGGAAAACAUACCAUUCUUUCCUAUUGGGAUUCGGGGGAAGCAGUUAUGCAUAGUGUGAGGAUGUCCAGCGUCAGGUGACUAAAAGCUGGCUAACACCUCGAAGUCCCUCUAAUGGCUGUCUGGUAGACUGCAACUAGCGGUGGAAUUAACCCUAAAGGUAAUUAUUGUAGUUCAUUAAUAACCGCAAUAACUUCCUUUUCUAGGUUAAGGGACCUGAGACACUGCACCCAAACCACUCCACAGAGCUGAAGUCAUCUUAACCACCCAGGUUAAAUGGCAAGUAUGGGAAUAGCCAAUAGAACACACACAAUUCUGUCAUCACAAAUUUAGUUCUAACAAUUUAGAAUCCUAAACCUGUAAAUGGUUACACUUUAUAUCCAUCUGCAAGGCAAAAGUGAUCAGUGCUUUUGUGGAGUUUAUAGAAUUGUCUACGCAGAUAUGUUCCUGUAAACCAGGCAAGUUCAUUUAGUCUAGGCCAGUGCUGGCUAAACUCUAGCACUGCAGUAUAGUCAUCGUGAACUACAUGUGAGGAGCUAUUUAGAUCGAUAUUAAACAAGAACUACAUGUGAGGAGAGGACUAGCGAUGCAUCACAGGAAACCAACUAUUGGCAACAUCUGUUUUUUGUGGGGUUUUUUUUUAAUGCUAUAACCGAUUAUUUACAAUCUGUAACUUGCCUGUUUUUAAUUUUACCUGUUAACCCAUGCAUUGAUAAACCUGGCCAUACCAAAUAGCAACUUGUCAUUUAUUUCACUACUGCCAGGAAUAUGAAGUACUAUACCCAUUCUAUCUCUAGUGUUUGACGUCCACCGUCUCUCCAUUCAGUGUUAAGCCAUUCCCAAGUAGCUUGAUACUGAAUUAGGGUCCCUGGUUUCCCAUAGCCCUGUCCCCACUGGAGGUAUGUUUAAGACAGAUUACAAUCUUCCUUCUAGCCAUAUCAAUUCAUACCAUCAAUGGCUACUGUAUAUAACAAAAAGAAAUACAAAACACGAACCCUUGCGCUCAAAUUCUUACUACUCCUGGGUGGCAGCAACAGUAUAGUUUGAAGCAAGGUGAAUGGUUAGUGUAAGACCCACGUAAAAGGUUUGCCUUGACGUGGCAGGUGGGCAUUUCCCUCCAAUGGCCAUUGGAGUAACUAAAAAAACAAAAACCUACAUUUGUUUAAAUAUACAUAGGGAUUUGGGAAAGAGCGCAGGCAACUUUUUUCUUAGUUUUUUACUCUAUUUAAUGGGGUGGAUGUGUACUAUGGUCGUUGCUGCUGCCCAAGAGUAGUGGGAGUUUGCGCGCAGGACUUUUUUUGUAUUCGUAUUCACAACAGUAUAUUUUGAGCCAAUAUUCUCAGCCAAACUCAUUAGCCCAAGCAGCACAGAAAGCAUGGACAGCUGAGGACUCCUGUUAAGAUUAAACAUAAAAAAAACAAAAAACACUGUCUGGAAUAUUUUUGUGCGUUUUAUUCAAUAUAACCACUGAAGUGAGAAAGCAGUUACAUUCACUACCUACAUUAUCAGUUCAAUUGCUUGGUAACCUUUUACAAAUACAUGGGUUAAUGGCUGGAUUCAUUAGAGGUUUUCUGUCCUCCCUGAUGGUCUAGGACUCCGGCAUAGGCAACCUUCAGCACUCCAGGUGUUUUGAGCUACACUUCCCAUGAUGCUUUGCCAGUGUAGUGGGUGUAAGAGCAUUGUGGGGGAUGUAGUCCAAAACAUGGGGAGUGCCGAAGGUUGCCUAUGCUUGGUGUAGGUGAUCAGUGGUUCGUACAUAAUAGCAGGGGGAUCGAUGAUUCUGACCAAUCCUCCCCUGCCCAGUCCACACAGCUAUUUCGCUGAGGUUUAUUCGUACCUUACAAAUACAAAAUAUCUGAAAACUGAAACUGACAAAUCUCCAACCCUGGCAGAGAUGUAGAUACACACUUGCUUUUUAGUUAGACUUUUGUAAAGAUAUAGGGGUGUUUGUUUUCUUUUUUAAAACUUAUUUGAAUUAAAGCUCAGCAACUCCUUGCCUAUUAUGACUUUUUCUUGUGAAAUCUCAAUGUGAAUGUUUAAAAUUAUAUAUUUUGGUGAAAGCAGGAAUGCAUUUUUAAUUAGUAUGUUAUUGUUCAAGGUAUAAUUAUCUAUAUACCAAUAUACUUUACUUGCCUUAGGAUUAGUUUUGUUAACUGUGUUUAGGUUCUAUAUUAAAAGGUGCAUUAUUUCAAAUAUUCACAAAACAACUUUGAAUUUGCUCUUUUGUUCUUUUCCCUCUGCAAAACUACUCUGCUCCAGAAGUCUGUAUAGACAACAGGUGCCAAUGUUCAGUUUAAUAAAUGAGCCAUGGUCAUGUCUUAACUCUUAAUUUUAUUGUAUUUAUCACACACUGUAUUUAUUUACUAAAUUAAAUACAAUUUGUACCAUAUACCUUGGGCAAUUAGGUAAAUAAUUUAAUCUUUUAUAAGUAAGCAUUAAAAUAAAAUAUGUAUUAGCAGAAUACAUUUGAAAUUUGUGUAUUUAGCAGGAUGGAG